Molecule: messenger RNA, 1660 nt
Organism: Populus trichocarpa (black cottonwood)
Lineage: Eukaryota; Viridiplantae; Streptophyta; Magnoliopsida; Malpighiales; Salicaceae
Product: cyclic pyranopterin monophosphate synthase, mitochondrial
Exons: 3
Coding region: 673-1419 (248 amino acids)
Biological process (GO): Mo-molybdopterin cofactor biosynthetic process
Source: RefSeq, a predicted model, not a curated record
GAUAGUAGUUGUGAGAUGGAGUUAAAGAUUUGCAAGAUAAAUCAUAGUUUUGAAAGAAAAAAUUAGUAACUUAUCAAGCAUCUGGAGAAGUGGAGAAAUUUUGAAGUUUUUUUAGAUGAAUGUGGGAUGUUAGUUGAAUCUAGUUAGGGAAAGAUAUCCGUGAGGAAAUGAGAUUUUUAAAAGUAAAUAGUAAUAAAAUAGUGUGUGUAUUCAAAUAUUUAAUAUUUAGAAAUUGUAUUUCAGUGUAUUUAUUUAUAAUUUUCAGUACAUUUUAAUCAAUAUUUGUCGUGAAUUUGAUUUCUUGUUUCUGCUUAAUUUAUAUAUCAAGUUAGAGGGAUCAAGAAUGACUAAUUAAUGAAAUUUGAAAGACUAAUCGAAUUCAAUUUGACAAUAUUGAGACAAAUUUAAUAAAAGAAUCAAAGUCCAAAGAACCCGCUAGCCAACUUCGGCCCUGAAAUUUGGUCGAACUCGACAAAAGAAAUAGAAUCUUCAUAGAAUUACCAAAAGCAAGCUACAGUGCUCUCCUGACAUCGAAUCAAGAUAGAGGUUGUUGUUCCACAUCAACCUCAAGACACAACACAUCCUGCGCAAACCAUCGCUCUUCGAAGGCAAAGUUUGAGUGUUUUUUCUGUUCCCUGGCAACAGUAGGGCAGAAAUUGAGCUCUGUUUGUCAUGUUUCUUCGGCGAGCUGCAGUGGCAUUGCCCCACUCGAGAAGGUUCUUUAGUACUGACAAAACUUAUGAUAUUUCUAGUGUCAUUGAAGAAAUGAAUAAGGAAAUGGAAUCAGUCUUUGGUGAAUGUCCUCCAAGUGAAUUUGCUGGUUCUAGCAAUCAAGCGGUUGGAGAAUCCCGUUUAAAACCUCAUGGACUCGCCAGUUCUAAUAGUGAAAAUUUUAGCAGGUCUCAAGAAUCCCAAUUUGCACAUCAAAAAAUGAAUCAUAACCCUGUUGGGCUAACCCACAUUGGAAGUGCAGGAGAGGCCCAAAUGGUGGAUGUGUCUCCAAAAGAAAACACUCAGAGAAUUGCUAUUGCUAGUUGCAAAGUAAUUCUUGGCAAGAAGGUGUUUGAUAUGGUCUUAGCCAACCAAAUGGCCAAAGGCGAUGUCCUUACCGUGGCCAAAAUUGCUGGCAUAAAUGGAGCAAAGCAUACUAGCAGCUUUAUCCCAUUAUGCCACAAUAUCAUGCUAACCCAUGUUCGUGUUGAUCUAGUGUUGAAUCCGGAUGAUCACAGUGUCAAAAUUGAAGGGGAAGCUGCUUCAUCUGGGAAAACUGGGGUUGAGAUGGAGGCAAUGAUGGCCGUGACGGUUGCUGGCCUAACUGUUUAUGAUAUGUGCAAGGCCGCUUCUAAGGAAAUUCAGAUGACGGAUGUGCGGCUUGAGCGUAAAACUGGUGGUAAGAGUGGGGACUGGUCCAGGGAGUAGUGGUAUGUUUGAUUGAAGAAUGUACUGUUGGUAUUGCCAAAUGACAUGAAGGUUAUUGCAUUAAAGUGUUCCUUUGUUUUUCAAGGAAGUUGAUGAUCAAAUGAAAUGUUUAUCGUCAAAGAUUAGUUUGAUAUUUUAUAUUUGAUGUUAGAAUUUGUAGUAUAGUGCACCUUUUGUAUGUCAAUAAGCUGUUGCGCAUGCCAAGGACAAGCUUUUUAAUCAUAUUUGCCUUAAUUCUACA